CAGCCGUAAUCAUGAGUCAAAAUCGAAAUCGCACGAACAGCAAUAGCAGUGAUGAUGGUUCAGUAAGCAACUGGGCAGUAGCAGGCUUGGUGGGACUAGCCGGACUAGCUAUAGGUGCCGGAGCGUACUACCUGACUUCAUCCUCAUCAUCGCAGGCGGAAGAACGGAAGAAAAAGGAAGAAAGAGAGAGGGCAGAGGCAAGACAGAGGGAACAGGCCAGGCAAGAAGCGGAGAACCAAGGAGGAUAUGCUGGAUGGAAUUUAUUAACCAAUGUGGCCUGUGCUGUAGGCAGCGCUGUAAUGGGAUCCCAGAUGUCUGCAGCUGCACCCUUAGAGCCAGAGCCUGUGCUGGUGGUCCCGGAUCAUCCGGUGAUCACAAACAUGAACGGGCUGCUGCAUGACAUAUAUGUGCGGUACAUAGCGCUGAAGGAUAAAGAGUUUGAGGAGCACUAUAAUGUGUUCAUGAAUAUAUUUUACCGGCUGCAUGAGCAGAUGAAGGUGGCAGAUAAAUACUAUAAUCGCUAUUCAAGUACUGUACAAUUCGCGGGCAGCCACUACGAUCGCCUGCGUAUCAACAAGCCUGAUGAAUUCGACAUGGACAUAAUUAUCGGUUUACCUGUCAACAUCAAGGAGGCCCCAAACCCGGCCAACAGCGACAUAGUCCUCGAACCCAAGGCCCCCGGCUUCAUACAACUGAAGGCCGGGACACAGUUCCAGAACCUGCCCAAGAGAGACGGCGGUGACUGGCUCAUCAAUAGAACUGCGCACGAGUGGCUGGAUGAGAGGAACUAUUUGCUCCGCUCGAAAUUCGCUGACUGGUUUAAAAGUGUUGUUAACAAGGCAAUGAACAGUUUCCCCGCAGACCCGUCGUCCGGUCGCCGCGUGCUGAACGUGGACGGUAUUCCGUACACCUUGUGGCUGUCGUCGAGCGGGCCGGCCAUCACGCUCAUCAUCAAGAACUCGAAGGGGUUCCGGUUGGACGUGGACCUGGUCCCGGCCCUCAAGUUCCCUGAGGAACGCUGGCCUAUCUGCAAACCGUAUAGAAAGGUGCCAGACAACUGCCACCACGACAUAUUCAUGGUGGUGCCGAAGCCCAUGAAGGGCGGGCUGAGCCGCUACGACACGGAGCGCUCGUGGCGCAUCGCCAUGCACCUGCAGGAGCGAGACAUCAUGCACGCCACAGAGAACAUGCGCCAGGCCAUACGACUGAUCAAAAAACUCCGCGACUCCCAAGGCUUGAACAAAAUAGCGAGUUACUACAUCAAAACGAUCUUCUACCACGAGGCUAUAGCGCGGCAAAACGAAACCCAUUUCUGGCGUAACAGCCAAUCCUAUCUCUUCAAUAUUAUGGUGAAAAAGUUCAUCGAGCAUCUCGAAUCCGGAGAAAUUGCGUAUUUUUGGAACAAGGAGAACAAUCUCAUUGGACACAUUGAAAGAUCCACGUUAACGGGCUAUGCUAAUAAGCUGAAGAAAAUGGUACCGAUUUUGGACGAUCCGUCGAAAUAUAAACAGGCUGCGAAGUAUUUGCUUACAGAAAGCCAGUUUAAGGCGUACAACGAUAAAUUCUUGCACAUUUGAGAAGUG
Molecule: messenger RNA, 1583 nt
Organism: Cydia amplana
Lineage: Eukaryota; Metazoa; Arthropoda; Insecta; Lepidoptera; Tortricidae
Product: cyclic GMP-AMP synthase-like receptor
Exons: 6
Coding region: 12-1577 (521 amino acids)
Source: RefSeq, a predicted model, not a curated record